AUGCCGGCUCCCCGAACACAGCCCGACCUCAUCCUGGUUCAUCCAGUGCUGGCCCUGUCUGGACGAGCCCCAAGCAUCCUCUGCUCGGUGCCCUGGGACGCCUGUGAACUCCUGGCCACGGCUAUGUGGUGGAAGACAUGGAUUCUGUGGGGGGUUUUCCUUAUCUCUAGGACUCGCCCACCUGCUCCCAUGCAAAUCUUCAUUUUAACUCUGGAUCCCAGUGAAGGAGAGGUGUGUUGUAAGAAGAGGAAACCUGGACAGACAGGAAGAAACCGAGUGAGGAUGACGACAGCCACCUGCAAGCCAGGAGGAGAGGCCUCAGGAGAAACCAGCCCCGGGACACCCUAAUCACAGGCGUCCACCCCCACAACGAUGAGAGAAUGUUUCUGAUAAAACCACCCAGUUUUUGAUACUUUCUUAUGGCAGCCCCAGCAAACAAAAACUGGCUCCAUGGCCUCCCCUGUCCUGCCCCUCCGUCUCUACGACCUGGGCACCUUGCAAGCACAAGGAAGGGACCCUCCAGUUCGGGGUGCCCACACACCUUGCUUUCUUCCUUGAGCUCUGGUCACCAAGGAGGCAAAGGGGAGAGAGGCUUCCAAGGGGCCCAUCAUUUGGAAAGGGAAAACCAGCUUCCGUUGCCGUGGCAACUCCACUGGGAUGCUCUGCUAUUUGCACAUUUUGAAAUUGGAGGUGGGUAGUGAGAAGGGAAAAAGGAAAGAAAAAUUGAGGGAGAUGAGAGUAUCCAGGGCAAAAGAAAGGAGAGAAAAGCAAAUGAAGUUUAGGAAAAAUCCAGCUUCGGACAGGUGACCCUGACAGUGCUUAAUGAGCUCAGAUGAGUCCCAGGGGCUCGGGGACUUCCCCAUUAAGUCGUGGUGGCUCCAGCCAAUGUCAGCCCAGGUCCCCCACUGUCAGAGAGGAAACAGAGGCUCGAAGAUGAGAAGUGCCCUGCACAAGGUCACCUUGUGACUUGGAGGAUUCUCCAGGUAAAAGCAGCCGUACUGGGGGAAGGCCUCUAUUCUUGUAAUGAACCAAACGUUUGUGCCAACCCCCCAAAUUCAUAUGUUGAAGUCCUAACCCCCAACGUGAUGGUUUUAUGAGGUGGGGUCUUUGGGAGGUAAGCAAGUCAUAAGUGUAGAACCUUCAUAAAUAGGAUUAAUGUCCUUAUAAAAGGGACUCCCAGGACCUGGAUAUGGUGGUGUGAACCUGCAAUCCCAGUGCUUUGGGAGGCUGAGGUGGGAGGAUCCCUUGAGGCCACAAGUUUGAGACCAGCCUGGGCAACAUGGCAAGACCCCAUCUAUACAGAAAAUACAAAAAUUAGCCGGGUAUGGUGGUGCACACCUGUAGUCCCAGCUACUUGGGAGGCUGAGGUGGGAGGAUGGCUUGAGCCCAGGAGUUUGAGGCUGCAGUGAGCCAUGAUUGCACCACUGCACUCCAGCCUGGAAAACGGAGUGAGAGUGUCUUAAAGAAAAAGGGGCCCUAGAGAGUUCUCUGGUACCCUGGUUUCAGACUUCUAGCCUCCAGAAUGGUGAGAAAUAAAUAUGUAUUUUU
Pan troglodytes (chimpanzee) is the source of this 1548-nucleotide messenger RNA. RefSeq lists its product as uncharacterized. Lineage: Eukaryota; Metazoa; Chordata; Mammalia; Primates; Hominidae. The coding region runs from base 1 to 348 and encodes 115 amino acids. The transcript is spliced from 2 exons. The record is from RefSeq and is a predicted model, not a curated record.